Rotaria sp. Silwood1 is the source of this 774-nucleotide messenger RNA. Lineage: Eukaryota; Metazoa; Rotifera; Eurotatoria; Philodinida; Philodinidae. The record is from the annotation of a GenBank genome assembly.
AUGUCGACAUUAGAUACAUUAGCAUCACAAAUUCCACAAGAAUUACGUGUUAAACUUAUGCAACAUUUUGGUAUUGCAAAAGAAUAUGAAAAAAAUCCAGGAAUGAUUUCAAUAACAUAUUAUUGUUUAAUGUAUAUUGCAAAUGAAGCACUUAAACUUCAAAAAGAUAAACAAUUUGUUUCAAAUGUACUUGAUUAUCUUGAAGCAACAAAACGAAAUAAUCCAAAUGAUGAAAUAAUUAAAUCUAUGUCAACUGGUCAAGCAACAAUUGAAGAAUUAAUAAGUGUACUUGUUACUGAAGCAAAUGAAGCUGAAGAUGAUGAACAUAAAACAUCUGAACAAUUACGUUUACUUAUGAGAAAACAUUAUACUGUUGGUGGUUUAGCAGAUGUUCUUUCUGUAUUUGGACCAGUUAAAGAUGAUUUUAUUACAUUAGGUAAAAUUGCUAAAAGUCGAGCAGUAACAAUUUUUCGUGAUUUAAAAUCUGGCGCUGGCAGUACUGGUCCAUCAUCAACAAUGAAACCUCCUGAUAGUCAUAUUGAUACUAGUGGUCAUAUUGUUUCACCAUCGAAACCAUCAGAAAUGCCAUCAUCAAAUCCAGCUUCAUCGUUUUAUAAUCAAACUACAAGUAAUAAAGAUGUUCCACUUGAUGUUAUAUCACAAUCACAAAAAUUACUUCGUUAUGCUAAUUCAGCUUUAGAACAUGAAGAUAUAGCUACAGCAGUUUAUAAUUGUGAACAAGCAUUGCAAUUACUUCAACCAUAUAAUCAUUAA